Molecule: messenger RNA, 417 nt
Organism: Drosophila gunungcola (fruit fly)
Lineage: Eukaryota; Metazoa; Arthropoda; Insecta; Diptera; Drosophilidae
Exons: 1
Coding region: 43-357 (104 amino acids)
Source: RefSeq, a predicted model, not a curated record
UGCAGAACCGCCCAUUAGCACAGUCGCCUGGUAGCUGUCGCCAUGAACACGUCCCCGAGUACCGCAUGCGGAUGGAUGGUGUUCCUGCCCCUGGUCCUGAUGCAGCAGGACACUCAAACAGCCAACUGGCAGGCUCAAAUCGAGCUGGAGCUGCAGGAGCAGCCAGAGCCAGACAAGCUGGCCUAUUGCCGGGCCCUCCAGCAGCAGCAGAAGCUGCGGAUAUCGCUCCAAACCACUGGAUGUGCCGCCAUUCUGAACAACCAGCUCGCCGUGACAGGCGAAAUGCUACUCGAGACUCAACCGCGCUGCUGGCCCGGAUGGGGGCUCUUUGGAGGACGGUGCCGCAAGUUAGCCUGAAUAGUGUGUGGAGUGUUCAAGGGGCUAUUGAAGAGCAUAAGCAAAUUGUCGAAACUUAAA